Messenger RNA from Phalaenopsis equestris, 1397 nucleotides. Its product is annotated as hydrogen cyanide synthase subunit HcnC. The record is from RefSeq and is a predicted model, not a curated record. Bases 15 to 1382 code for a protein of 455 amino acids. The transcript has 9 exons. Gene Ontology annotation, cellular component: cytoplasm. NCBI's taxonomy places the organism in Eukaryota, Viridiplantae, Streptophyta, Magnoliopsida, Asparagales, Orchidaceae. Gene Ontology annotation, molecular function: oxidoreductase activity.
CUUUUUUGGGAGCUAUGAACUCAUUCGUUCUUCCUCCUCCAAAGCCCCAGAUCUCGCUAUUUGACCUAAAUUCAACCUCCAAAGCUCUUGCAUCAGCACUGCAAUGGCGGCGACGCUCCCAAUUCUUUAAGUUCUUUCCCAUUUUAAGGCGUAAACGUGAUAUAAUCCAUGCGACCACCGCCCUCCUCCAGCAAUUUGAGCAUGACGUUGUUGUCGUGGGAGCAGGGAUCAUCGGCCUCUCCAUAGCCCGCCAGCUGCUGCUCGAAUCGGAACUUUCCGUCGCCGUCGUGGACGCUGGCCUCCCUUGCUCUGGCGCAACUGGCGCCGGGCAAGGCUAUAUAUGGAUGGCGCACAGAACUCCUGGAAGCGACACAUGGGAGCUAGCUUUGAGAAGUAAGCAUUUGUGGGAGGAGUUGGCGGAGAGUGUGCGACGGAAGGGAUUGGAUCCGUUGCAAGUGCUUGGGUGGAAAAAAACUGGAAGCUUGUUAAUUGGUAGAACUUCCAAAGAACGAGCCAUCUUGGAGGAAAGAGUCAUGCUUCUUUCUCAUACUGGGCUCAGAGCAGAAUUCUUGUCUGCAAAUUCUUUGCUUUCUAGGGAGCCUGCACUUGAAGUUGGAAAAGAAGGUUGUGCUGCAUUUUUUCUAGAUGAUUGUCAGAUAGAUGCCUUUAAAACUGUUAGUUUCAUUGAAAAGGGUAAUAAAUGCUUUGCCUCUGGAGGAAGAUACGCUGAGUUCUACAAUGACCCUGCAUUAUGCUUAGUCAGAUCAGAAAUAAAUACAGUACAUGAUGCUAUUCGUACUUCUAAGAACAUCCUGCAUUUUAAGAAGGCUCUUGUUAUUGCGGCUGGUGCUUGGAGCGGGUGUUUGAUGCAAAGCCUUUUUGUUGGGACUGGCAUUGUCCCAGUACCUGUGAAGCCCAGAAAGGGCCACCUUAUUGUUUCUGACAAUUUCAAUGGCAUUCAGCUAAACCAUGGCCUAAUGGAGGUUGGUUACAUCAUUCAUCAAUCUGCCAGUUCUCAACCAGUUGAGAAUACGCGGCACUUGUCCUCUGUAUCAAUGACUGCCACCAUUGAUAUGAAUGGAAAUCUUGUUUUGGGAAGCAGCCGCGAAUUCUCUGGAUUCAGCAAAGAAGUAGAUAAACAAAUAGUCAAGAGUAUUUUAGAGCGUGCUUCCGAAUUUCUUCCUGCUUUAAACGAUCUGCUUCUCCAGCUAAAUGAGAACGGAAAGAUAAAAGUGGGCUUUCGGCCCUAUAUGCCUGAUGGUAAACCAGUGAUAGGUCCUGUUUUGAGACUUCCAAAAGUUUUUCUAGCUACUGGACAUGAAGGAAGUGGGCUGUCAUUGGUAUGUUUACUUCUAACAUUGUCGCAAAUACUUCCAUCUUAAAUGUAUUUUGCCAUC